AUGUCGGUCGCAGUGACGCGUCGGCGCAAGGAGCAGGUCGUCGACCAGCGCCCGAAGCGCUUCAAGGCGCUCAAGUUCGGCAUCCAGUCGCAUCAGGACAUAGUGAGCCAGGGUGUGCUCGAGGUGUCGGACAACCUCCUUUACGAUGUCGAGAACAACAGAACCGCCUUCCCCCACGGUCCGCUGGACCCUCGCAUGGGUACCUCCAGCACGAACCGUGAUGCGAAAUGCGCGACCUGCAACAUGGGCCUUCAGGACUGCCCGGGCCACUUCGGCCACGUCCGCCUGCCGCUGCCUGUCUUCCACAUCGGCUACCUCAAGUACAUCCAAACGACCCUCCAGAACAUCUGCAAGGACUGCGCGAGAGUCCUCCUGACCGAGCCCGAGCGGCGCCAAUUCUUGAAGGAGUUGCGCCGUCCGGGAAUUGAUAACCUGCGGCGCGCCGCCAUCCUGAAGAAGAUCAACGAACAGUGCCGGAAGGUCAAGCAGUGCCCCUACUGCGGCGAGAUCCAGGGUGUUAUUCGGAAGCUGAGCGUCAUGAAGCUCGUGCACGACAAGUACGCCGCGUACAACAAGUCGACGGCCCAGAAGAAGAUCGCCCCCGAGAGCAAAGUCGAGUUUGACGCCUCGUUCGAGAAUGCGAAGAAGUACACGCCAGAGCUGGAGAAGCACACAAAGAAGGCAAUGGACGACCUGAACCCACUCAAGGUGCUCAACCUGUUCAAGAGGAUUAGCCCGACCGACUGCGAGCUGCUCGGUCUGGACCCGACAGAGGGUCGGCCGGAGAUGUUCCUCUGGCAGUACAUUCCCGCGCCCCCGAUCUGCAUCCGUCCGUCCGUCGCCCAAGAGAACGCGAGUAAUGAAGACGACAUCACUAGUAAACUGUCCGAGAUCAUUCUCUACGCCGGUCACCUGCGAGAGUCGCUGAAGAAGGGCGUAUCACUACCUGUGAUCAUGGAGCAGUGGGAGUUCCUGCAGCUGCAGGUGGGCAUGUACGUCAACAGCGACGUGCCGGGUCUCAACCAGCCCGGCUUCGGCAAGCCCAUUCGCGGCUUCUGCCAGCGCCUAAAAGGCAAGCAGGGUCGCUUCCGAGGCAAUCUUUCCGGCAAGCGUGUCGACUUUUCCGGUCGUACGGUCAUCUCGCCCGAUCCGAACUUGAGUAUCGAGCAGGUCGCGGUGCCGCAGUUGGUGGCUAAGAACUUGACGUAUCCUGAAAGGGUCAACCAUGCCAAUAUCGAGAAGCUGAGGCAGCGUGUGAUCAACGGUCCUAAUAAUUGGCCUGGUGCCAUGGGAAUCAUCAAAAAGGAUGGCGCCAAGUUCAAUCUUAAGAUCGGAACCGAGGCGUUGCGCGAGCGCCAUGCCAACGAUCUGCAGUUUGGUGAUAUUGUAGAGCGUCAUCUGGAAGAUAACGACAUCGUCCUCUUCAACCGUCAGCCCUCCCUGCACAAGCUCUCCAUCAUGAGCCACCUGGUCAAGGUCCGGCCCUGGAGGACAUUCCGUCUCAACGAGUGCGUCUGCACACCGUACAAUGCCGAUUUCGACGGCGACGAAAUGAACCUGCACGUCCCGCAGACCGAAGAGGCCAGGGCAGAGGCCAUCAACCUGAUGGGCGUCAAGCACAACCUGAUCACCCCCAAGAACGGCGAGCCCAUCAUCGCCGCCACCCAGGAUUUUAUUACGGCUGCCUACCUGCUGAGCAGUAAAGACAAGUUCUUUGACCGCGAGACCUUCACGUAUAUCUGCACACAGAUGCUGCUGGGAGAGACGCACCUGGAUCUGCCGCCGCCGGCGAUCAUGAAGCCCCGGUGUCUUUGGACGGGCAAGCAGAUUUUCAACGUGCUGAUGCGUCCGAACAAGGAGUGUCCUGUGCUGGUCAACCUGGACGCAAAGAACAAGGUGUUUAGCAAGAAGAAGGAUGGGCAUCCGCCGGAUAUGGAUAUCGAUGAUGCCUUUUUGGUCGUUCGCAACUCGGAGGUCAUGUGCGGGCGUAUGGACAAGGCGACCGUUGGUGGUGGCAAAAAGAACUCCGUGUUCUACGUGAUCCUCCGUGACUACGGGCCGGAUUAUGCCGCCGCAGCAAUGAACCGGCUGGCCAAGCUCUGCGCCAGAAUGUUGACUCUGCGCGGUUUCUCCAUCGGCGUGGGCGACGUCUGGCCAUCCGGUCCUCUAACAGCGCACAAAGCCAAGCUAGUUGAGGACGCCUACAAGCGCUGCGAUGAGCUCAUCGAGACCUACCGACAAGGCAAGCUGGAGAAGGCGCCCGGCUGCAGCAUGGAAGAGACGCUGGAGAACAUGAUCUCCGGUAUCCUCAGCCAGGUCCGUCAGCAGGCCGGUAACUACUGCGUCGACAGUCUGAGCAACAACAAUGCGCCGCUCAUCAUGGCCAAGUCUGGCUCGAAGGGCUCCGACAUCAACGUCGCGCAGAUGAUUGCCUGCGUCGGGCAGCAGAUCAUCUCGGGCAAACGUGUGCCCGAUGGCUUCCAGGACCGCAGUCUGCCGCACUUCCACAAGAACGCGCGGCAGCCGCCCAGCAAGGGUUUCGUGCGGAAUAGCUUCUAUACGGGUCUCACGCCCAGCGAGUUCCUUUUUCACGCUAUUUCCGGCAGAGAAGGUCUGGUCGAUACGGCCGUCAAGACGGCCGAGACGGGGUACAUGUCGCGUCGGUUGAUGAAGAGCUUGGAGGAUCUCUCGACGCAGUAUGACGAUACGGUGCGCACGUCGGAGGGGAAUGUCGUGCAGUUCCAGUACGGCGCGGAUCGGCUGGAUCCCGUGGACAUGGAGGGCGACGCGAAGCCGGUCGAUUUUGCGCGCACGUGGAACCACGCGCAGAGUAUCACCUGGGAUAAUAAGGAGCCCGGGUUGCUGCCGCGCGAGAUCCAGCGGCUGUGCAAGGAAAUUUUGGAUGAGGAGCGCCGGAAGUAUGUCAGACGGCAUCUGGUCACGAAUGAAGAGCUCAAGUACGAUGACGAGACGAUUCGUACGAGUAUGGACCAUGACGUGCUCAUUGCUAUUGAUGAGCAUGAGAGUGUCAGGGUGUAUCUGAAUACUAUUGCCGACUACGUCAGGUCGCAUGCUAUGAAGUUGGCGAGGGCGCGGAAGUCUGUUGGGUUGGAUCCGUGCAUUCCGGAGGACGACGAGAAGAUGAGGAAGGAGCUGGAGAAGUGGCAGCCGGCAGGGAAGGGCUUGGACAGUAUGGAGGUCGACGGUCAGACUAAGAAGCCUGAUUUCGUCUUCAAGGAGCUGCACCGCGACUUGGCAGAGGAUACGCCCGAGAAGCGGCAGGCGCGCGCCCAAGCCCACGUCGACCGCGUCGCCAAGGUCUCGGAGCGCACGCUGCGCCAGUUCAUCCAGAUGUGCCUGCACAAGUACAAGAAAGCGCGCGUCGAGCCAGGUCACGCCGUUGGCGCCGUCGGCGCGCAGUCCAUCGGCGAGCCCGGCACGCAGAUGACCCUCAAGACCUUCCACUUCGCCGGUGUCGCCGGCAUGAGCAUCACCCAGGGUGUGCCGCGUAUUAAGGAAAUCAUCAACGCAUCCAAGCUCAUCAGCACACCGGUCAUCACCUGCAAGCUGGAGAACAAGGUCGACAUCAAAGCCGCGCGCGUCGUCAAAGCUCGCAUCGAAAAGACCUACAUCUCCGACGUCAUCUCCUACAUCGACGACGAGUGGCUGCCCGACGUGGCGAAAAUCGUCCUGCAAGUCGACCUGCAGGCCGUCGCCGACAUGCAGUUGGGCAUCACGAUCAAGGACAUUGCCGACGCGAUCGUCAAGAACAAGAAGCUGAAACUCAAGGUCGAGCCGGACGAUCUCCGCGUCGGGCACGACCGUGUCGAAGUCAUCGUCCGCAACACCUGGACGGAUGCCACAGCCGCGCGCAAAGCGGCCCGCCAGCGCGCCGCCGCCAUCGAGAAGGGCACCGCCAUGCCCCUCACCAUGGACGAGUCCGUCGCCGACUUCCAGCUAAGGGUUAACUUCCUCAAGCGCAUGCUCCCGCAGGUCGCGAUCUCCGGCUACCCCGAGGCGAACAGAGCCAUCAUUCAGACCGACGACAAGACCGGAGAGCACGCGGUGCUCGUGGAAGGGUAUGGCUUACGCCAGUGCAUGACGACCGAGGGCGUGAUCGGCACGCAGUGCGUUACCAACUCGGUCAUGGAGUGCCGCGAUGUUUUGGGCAUCGAGGCCGCGCGCACGACGAUUGCUAGUGAAAUCCGCUCGGUCAUGAAGGACAUGAACAUCGACCCGCGACACAUGGAACUCUUAGCCGACGUGAUGACCUAUAAGGGCGAGAUCCUCGGCAUCACCCGCUUCGGCCUGGCCAAGAUGCGCGACAGCGUGCUGCAGCUUGCGUCAUUUGAGAAGACGCCCGAUCACCUAUUCGACGCGGCCGCGGGCAUGAAGAAGGAUCGGAUUUUGGGCGUCAGCGAGUGCAUCAUUAUGGGACAGAGCAUGUCAAUAGGGACGGGGGCCUUCCAGGUGGUGCGCAGACUGGGGAUUAGGGAUCAUCAGCUCGCGCCAAGGGCGACAGUGUUUGAAGAGGCUUGGAAGAGGGAGGAAGGGUUGAAGAGGAAGAUGAAGUUGGAGAAGAGGAGGGGGGUGACGGGGGGGCAGGAGGUUGCGGUGGGUGCGUAA
Molecule: messenger RNA, 4626 nt
Organism: Thermochaetoides thermophila DSM 1495
Lineage: Eukaryota; Fungi; Ascomycota; Sordariomycetes; Sordariales; Chaetomiaceae
Product: RNA polymerase-like protein
Exons: 3
Coding region: 1-4626 (1541 amino acids)
Biological process (GO): DNA-templated transcription
Molecular function (GO): DNA-directed RNA polymerase activity; DNA binding
Source: RefSeq, a predicted model, not a curated record